Physcomitrium patens is the source of this 1169-nucleotide messenger RNA. RefSeq lists its product as uncharacterized. Gene Ontology annotation, molecular function: microtubule binding. Gene Ontology annotation, biological process: cell division; chromosome segregation; mitotic cell cycle. Gene Ontology annotation, cellular component: spindle microtubule; outer kinetochore. The record is from RefSeq and is a predicted model, not a curated record. Lineage: Eukaryota; Viridiplantae; Streptophyta; Bryopsida; Funariales; Funariaceae.
GUUUCGAGGCAUGAAUCUGUUUUCGGUCACGGAUUUGAAAUCUGGAGGCGGGAUUCGCAGUGUAUGUUUUCUACGGAGCUCAGUGUUUGCAUCGGAAGAUUUUGGUAGAGACAUCUAGUGGUGAUGGAGUGCCAGAAAGUAGCAUGAGAGGGAUUUGGAUUGCUUCGAACUUAGAGUUGAUGGCGUGACUGUCUGGAGGUGUUGGACGGGGAUUGCCGAGCAUGGAGAAAAGAUUUGACGUCAUGGAUGGUGCUUUUCAAGGCGCGGUAAAGACGUUGGAUGCCCAUUUUGCCAAGGCGGACGGCUUAUUUUACAGGUUUUCUGUGCUUUCUCCGUUUGGAAAAUUUUAGCACAGGGAAGACCGCUCACUUGAAGUUUUUCUUCAGUUGGAGUUUGUGCAGCUGGAUGAGUAUCGUGCAUAGCAAAUUGGAACACGAGUUUGAAGAAACUUACCCAGGCAAUGCAAAUCCCUUGAAGUUGCUUGCUCGCACGAAAAGAUUGCAGGACGAGCUUCCGCUGCUUAGAGAAGAAUGUGACAAGCUUUUAGCUGCCAAACAGGAUCUUAUAGAUACUGCAAGAACUACACUGGUGAAAAACAAGACGUUAUUAUGUCAAUUACAGGCUCGAGCUGGUCUUCUUGUGAGUAGUGACUCAGAGGAUCCAGUCUACUCGUCCUUUGUGAAGACGCUUGAGGAGUGGGAUCAGCAGAUGGAAAUGGUUUCAGUGACAGAGAGCCAUCAGUUCACACGUCCUGAUCUUAAUCUGGAGCUCUUUCGAUCUAAAGUGUUUAAGAGGGAUGAAUAGUCCAAUUCGAAACCAUGGUUCAACUUUUCAGGUUAUUGUGGAGCCCAGCAAGGAAAUCAGGCAGUUUCUAAUGGGUAUCUUGGUGCCAUUCUUGGCUUCUUCCUCUCACAUUUUUGAGCUCCAAUUUACCGUGAUCCAUUACAGGAUCGCAGUACUAAGCUAGUCUUGGUUUAGCAUCUCAAGUAGAGUAUUUUAAGACACAAAAUCUGUACUACCGCUAAGGCCAGCAAUGAUAGCUAUGACCCAGUCUAAACUAUGGCAAUUCGUCACUUGGACGGUGCUGUAAGGAAGCACAAUAUACCAGGAAGAAGAUGAAGUACUAAGAUCCUGAUUUAUUUAUUUAUUUAUUUAACUAUAUGUACACA